UUCCGUCUCCAAAGACGCUCAAGAUUCUAAAAAUGGCGAUGAUAACGAUGGCCAAGGCAACUUCACUCUGCAGCACCAACCCGACGAUAUCAUCCAGAAUCCGAUCAAACCCACGUGCCUUCAGAUCGGUCAAUCCGACGGCGAGAAUGCAGACACGUUUCCAUCGCCUGAUCGAAGAUCAGGGUAUCGUUCUCAUGCCCGGAUGCUCCGACGCCUUAUCGGCGGCUAUUGUGCAGCAGACCGGAUUCUCCGCCGGAUUCAUCUCUGGAUACGCCGUCUCCGCCUCUCUCCUCGGAAAACCCGACUUCGGUUUGCUCACACCGCCGGAGAUGGCGGCGACGGCAAGAUCGGUUUGUGCGUCGGCUCCGAAGAUACCCAUCAUCGCGGAUGCCGAUACGGGUGGUGGCAAUGCCCUUAACGUUCAAAGAACCAUAAAGGAAUUGAUUGCAGCAGGUGCUGCUGGUUGCUUCCUUGAGGACCAGGCAUGGCCAAAGAAGUGCGGUCAUAUGCGAGGGAAACAGGUCAUACCUGCAGAAGAACAUGCUGCCAAAAUAGCAUCAGCCAGAGAUGCUAUCGGAGAUUCCGAUUUUUUCCUCGUGGCUAGGACUGAUGCCCGUGCUACAUCUGCAAAGUCGGGUCUUUCGGAUGCCAUAGCUCGAGCCAAUCUUUACAUGGAGGCAGGAGCUGAUGCUUCCUUUGUCGAGGCACCGAGG
Molecule: messenger RNA, 713 nt
Organism: Tarenaya hassleriana
Lineage: Eukaryota; Viridiplantae; Streptophyta; Magnoliopsida; Brassicales; Cleomaceae
Product: carboxyvinyl-carboxyphosphonate phosphorylmutase, chloroplastic
Exons: 7
Molecular function (GO): catalytic activity
Source: RefSeq, a predicted model, not a curated record